CAAGUGACUCACAACGUUUCUCUUAUUGUUUUGGGAGAUUUACUCGCGCGCGCAGAAUAAUUGCCCAGAAAAUAUUAAAAGGAAAACAAAAACACUGGCGGGCCGUCAACUAACCAAACCACUACUACAUUUACGUAACGCAUUUCGACGGGCCUUUGUAGUCGGAAUGUCAUCGAAACCCCAAUAUAGUCUUAGCGAGGUGGACGGGGAUCUGUUCUCCGCCCCCAAGACUUAUUCCUUGGCCCAUUGUGUGGGCGCCGAUCUUGCAAUGGGCGCUGGAAUCGCCGUGCAGUUCAAGAAGGUCUACGGCAAGGUGGACGAGCUGAAAGCCCAACAAGCGGGCAGUGGAGAUGUCGCGGUCUUGAAGGAUGACCAGCGAUACAUAUACUAUUUGGUAACCAAGCCUCAAAGCUGGGGCAAACCCACCUACGAAUCUCUACAGGCGUCCCUGGAGCAGAUGCGCGAGCAUAUGCGCAAAAACAACGUGGAUAAGCUGGCCAUACCACGAAUUGGCUGCGGCAUCGAUGGCUUGGAGUGGGAUAAGGUCAGUGGAGUUCUGGAGUACGUUUUUGGCCAGGAACCGCUGGAGAUUGUGGUCUACAACUUUGUGCCGCCGCAGAACAAAUAAUGGAAUAUUUACGCUUACUUUGUGCCAUUUACUUCUGAGCUUCAUAAUUAUACACAACCAGUUCCAGAGCAUCCAAUUGGAAAA
Molecule: messenger RNA, 712 nt
Organism: Drosophila elegans
Lineage: Eukaryota; Metazoa; Arthropoda; Insecta; Diptera; Drosophilidae
Gene: Targ1
Product: ADP-ribose glycohydrolase OARD1
Exons: 3
Coding region: 167-628 (153 amino acids)
Biological process (GO): peptidyl-glutamate ADP-deribosylation
Source: RefSeq, a predicted model, not a curated record